Molecule: messenger RNA, 861 nt
Organism: Penicillium malachiteum
Lineage: Eukaryota; Fungi; Ascomycota; Eurotiomycetes; Eurotiales; Aspergillaceae
Product: SDR family NAD(P)-dependent oxidoreductase
Exons: 2
Coding region: 1-861 (286 amino acids)
Molecular function (GO): oxidoreductase activity, acting on the CH-OH group of donors, NAD or NADP as acceptor
Source: RefSeq, a predicted model, not a curated record
AUGACAUCUAGACAGAGAAACGCUAUAUACCCUGACUUGAAGAAUCAAGUAGCCGUGGUGAUAGGAGCAGGUCAAGCAGGCGACCCGACCUCAAAAUUCUGGGGUAAUGGCGCUGCCAUUGCCAAGAUAUUGAGCGAGUCAGGUGCUAAGAUAAUUGCCUGCGACAUGAAUCUCAAAGCAGCAGAACAAACAGCUUCUCGGAUUCAGGCCGAUGGAGGAUUCUGCGAAGCUGUCCAACUCAACGCGACCAGUGCCACGGAUAUCAACCACACGAUCAACCAAAUCGUAAACAAACACGGUCGCAUCGAUAUCCUCGUUAACAAUGUGGGCGGAACCAAAACCGGCGAUCCUGCCACAAUGAGCGAAGAAGCCUGGGACUCUCAAAUCGAGCUGAAUCUAAAAACCGUCUUCCUCAGUUGCAAGGCUGUGCUCCCGAUUAUGGAGAAGCAGGGAUCCGGCUCAAUUAUCAAUAAUGCGUCCAUUGCUGGGAUGCGAUUUCUCGGUAAGCCGCAGGUGGCGUAUGCAUCUGCCAAGGCAGCGGUUAUCCAUUUUACCAAGGUUUCUGGCAUCAUGUAUGCGAGUAAGGGUAUUCGAGUGAACUCGAUCUCUCCUGGGAUGGUGUAUACACCUUUCUUGGAAAAGCUUGGGAAGAGCGAGUCAGCUGACGAGAGAGAAAUCUAUAAGAAGAUUACGGAUCAUAAUAUUCCUCAAGGUUCCAUGGGUGAUGCUUUUGAUGUUGCGAAUUGCGUGGCAUUCUUGGCAAGUUAUACAUCGAGAUACGUCACUGGGCAGAAUAUUGUUGUUGAUGGAGGGCUGACAGGCUCAACUGGCACUGGUGGCACAUUUUCAUCGAAGCUAUAG